Molecule: messenger RNA, 675 nt
Organism: Sphaerodactylus townsendi
Lineage: Eukaryota; Metazoa; Chordata; Lepidosauria; Squamata; Sphaerodactylidae
Gene: PLAC8
Product: placenta associated 8
Exons: 5
Coding region: 122-454 (110 amino acids)
Biological process (GO): positive regulation of transcription by RNA polymerase II
Source: RefSeq, a predicted model, not a curated record
GUCAUACUUCCCACCUCUUCCAUUCACACUUUCAGUAGCCUUCCCCUUCCAGUUUGGCUGUUAUUCCCUUUCUCUGAAAGUACCCCUGAUCUUGACCAGCUUUCUCUGACAGUUCUCCACAAUGAAUCCUGUGAUAGUGCAGCAGCCAGUUGUGGUGGUGUCUCAGCCACAAAGUGGCGAGUGGCAAACGGAUUUAUGUGACUGCUGCAGUGACGUCGGAGUAUGCCUUUGCGGACUGUUUUGUUUCACUUGCUUGGGAUGCCAAGUAGCGGCUGACAUGGAUGAAUGCUGCCUCUGUGGCCCAACCAUGGCGAUGCGAUCCGUCUACCGGACUAGAUACAGAAUCCCAGGAUCUCUCGUGGGGGACUUCUUGGCUACCGGCUGUUGUCCUCUUUGCUCCCUCUGUCAGCUAAAGAGAGACAUCAAUAGGAGGAAAUCCAUGGGAGCGUUCUAGGAAGAUUUUCUUCUGUCCGGCAACUGUAUAUUCUAUCGAUGUACCACCAUGAUGAGGAAGUGAUCUCCCAGCUUUUACCAAUAUGCCCGAAGUGUGCUCUCUAGCAGCAGAUGUAUUUAACUGCAAGAUAAUGUAUCUACUUAAUGCAGAUUCUAUUUUGAAUAUGUGAUUUUGUUAAUGGAAAGUUUUGUUUGGAAAUUAAUUAAAAAGUAAAAUUCUGG